AUAACACUCGUAUUGGUCAGAUAUGUUUCAUGUUCUCCGAUGAUCAGCUGACCCAUGUUCUCCGAACAGAUCCAAUCAUCAUGGAGACGCUGAGGGAACUGGUUCCCUUCAUCAGAGAGGUGCUGAGCCAGAAGCCGAGCCGUGGUCUGCUGAAGGUCUAUCUGGUGGGCUCGGUCCUGGCCGUCCUGGGCUUAGUUUUAGGGCUGCUGGAGCUGGUGUUUCAGCCCUUCAGCUCUGAAGACCUGGAGAUGACCCGACAGGACAAACACAAACUCUCUGAAACCACGCUCAGAAGCUCUGCUAACCGGAUACACGCCUUCUAAACUCACUCCAGACCCGUCCCGCGGGAGACCAGGUCUGAGGUGGUCUGAGUGAGGUUUCAGCAUGUUUACACAUCACUGUGAGCUCUGUGAGAGAGCAUCUGUGAUACAGACUGUGUAUAAACACCACUUCAGUGUUUUGUAUUUAGAGAUGCACAAUGCAAUGCAUUUUUCAGAUGCAAGUGUUUACAUUAUGUUUUAUUAACUUGAUAUUUAUUUUCAAUCCAACAAAGGACUUAGAACAUUAACAGUAUAACAGAACAUGCACAUUUAUCUCGUUUUUAUUUUGUAA
Molecule: messenger RNA, 612 nt
Organism: Onychostoma macrolepis
Lineage: Eukaryota; Metazoa; Chordata; Actinopteri; Cypriniformes; Cyprinidae
Product: G0/G1 switch protein 2-like
Exons: 1
Coding region: 30-323 (97 amino acids)
Source: RefSeq, a predicted model, not a curated record